Molecule: messenger RNA, 2003 nt
Organism: Sphaeroforma arctica JP610
Lineage: Eukaryota; Ichthyosporea; Ichthyophonida
Exons: 1
Coding region: 53-1858 (601 amino acids)
Source: RefSeq, a predicted model, not a curated record
CAUUCUUGGCCUUGCUAAAUACUCUACGUCGUCCGCAUCAGGAUAUUUAAAAAUGAUUUUUGGUAAAGCUAUUAUCGCUUCCUUAACGGUUGCCGGAGUCACUUUGGCCACGCCCACACCAAGGGGAGUUCUUGACUGGUUGUGUCUAAGCCAACACGUGGUAGAUCCUUUCGACCUUGAAGCGUACCAAGGCCGCUGGUACGAAAUAGCUGUGACAGAUAUUCCCCGUCAAUCGUUUCAACGAGGGUGCGAAUGCACUUUCGCUGAGUACUUUAUCAAAGAGGAUGGUAAUGUGCAGGUGAACAACACAUGUCUUAAAGACGGAGAACCUUAUUCAAUUAUUGGAGAGGCAACAGCGGAGGACCCAACUGUAGGCGCAUUAUCCGUAUCAUUUGGCGAGAAUGAUAUUUCUAAAUUCAUAGGUGAUGCACCAAAUUAUCUUAUCUUAGAUCAAGCAGUCGAUGCUAUGACUGGCGCGCAGUACACUGUUGUAGGAUCUACCUGCAAUGCAAUUGCGUGGAUUCUUAGUCGGUCGCCGAGCAUGUCUCAAGUAGCGUACAAUCGAGCUAGAUCAACUUUGCAACACCGAGGCUAUCCUCUUAAACUACUAAACUUGAAGCCCUCUCAACAAAAUGAUGCUAUAUGCGCACCUGUCCGUACGGACGAGAUGAUUGAUAAAACCUCCGAGGGGGAAUCUGACGAAUGCAAGACAAUUGCGCAACUGGCAAUAGAUACUCCAUCAUUGUCAACACUCUUGGCUGCUGUCAAUGCCGCCAAGCUUGUUGAGACACUAAAUAGUACAGAUGUAUACACAGUUUUCGCACCCACAAAUGAAGCUUUCAACAAUUUACCAGCUGGUACCAUCAAUUCAUUACUUCUAGCUGAUAACCGUGAGGCGCUUAUGAACGUUCUGCUUUAUCACGUCACAUCCGGAACUGUCAAGUUAGGUGAUCUCAGUGAUAAACAAGUUAUUGAAAUGGCGAAUGGCGACACCACUAAGGUCACUAUAAAUGCCGAUGGUACUAUGAUCAAUGAUGCAAUGGUCGUAGUUACAGAUAUUGAGGCGUGUAAUGGAGUCGUUCAUGUUAUCUCGACAGUACUGAUUCCACCUGUUAUUGAGGAUGAAGCUUCUGGUAUGCCCGAAUAUUCGACUACUAUCCCUGAGGAAUCAUCGGAUACGCCUGAGGAACCAUCAGCAAUGCCCGAGGAACCAUCGGAAAUGCCUGAGGAACCAUCGGAAAUGCCUGAGGUACCAUCGGAAAUGCCUGAGCAACCAUCGGAAAUGCCUGAGCAACCAUCGGAAAUGCCCGAGGCAUCAUCGGAUACGCCCGAAGGAUUGUCAAGUGUGGUGGAGGAAACAUCGACUAUGGACAAAGCCUCGUCAGGUAUGGCUGAGGAAACAUCGGAUAUGCUAGAAGCUUCUGCGGGAGCCGGAGAGGAGUGCAAAACAAUUGCUGAGCUGGUGGACGACACACCUGAAUUGUCAGUGCUGUCGACAGCUUUAAAUGCCGCCAACUUGACCGAAACUUUGGCGGGCAAUAAAACUUUUACUUUGUUCGCACCCACUGACGAUGCAUUCGACAAGCUGCCCGCAGGAACGGUGGAGAGUCUACUGGAACCCGAAAAUGUGGAGAGUUUGACUAACAUCCUACUUUAUCACGUAGUGGAGGGUAAGGUCACAUCUGGUCAGUUAGUGGAUGGUCAAGCCAUGACUACGCUGAGUGGAGAUAUUGUCACCGUCUCAGUAGACAAUGAUGGUGUCGGCAUUAACGACGCCCAAGUACUGUCUGCAGAUAUUGAGGCUUGCAAUGGAGUUGUGCACCUAGUGUCCUUGGUUCUAUUACCAUCCUCCGCUUAGUGUGUCCCUAGAGUCAUCUCCAUAUCUAAAUAUAUGUAUAUACAACUGGUAUAGUAUGCCAAUUGACAAGUGAAAACGAAAUAUCGAUGGUAAGCUGAUCAAUGGCCGUGAUAGGCUGUGCUACAUGACAUCGAUAUUAUCUUAU